AGAGAGAGUAGUGGAUACACAGUUUGUCGAUAGUAUAGUAUAGAGAGAGUCUCCACCGUCGAUCUUCAAAUGGAGAACAACGACGUCCUAGGAACGUCAACUGCACCAUUGACGUGGCAUGAUUUCCUUCAACGCAUGCGUGAUCCAGCUGCCGCUGAUUUCGUCAAAUCCAUCAAAAGUUUUAUUGUAUCAUUUCUGAACAAUGCUCCAGAAGCAGAGAGGGAUAGUGCAGCUGUGCAGGAGUUCCUCGGAAAUAUGGAAACAGCAUUCAGAGCUCAUUCACUUUGGGCUGGAUGUUCUGAGGAGGAGUUGGAGAGUGCUGGUGAAGGACUUGAGAAGUAUGUCAUGACAAAGCUAUUUACACGUACAUUUGCUUCAAUUCCUGAAGAUGUGAAAGUUGAUGAACAACUUCAUGAGAAAAUUGCUUUGAUUCAGCAAUUUGUUAGGCCUGAGAAUUUGGAUAUCAAGCCAGUAUUUCAAAAUGAAUCAUCAUGGUUGCUCGCGCAGAAGGAGCUACAAAAGAUAAAUAUGUACAGGGCACCAAGGGACAAACUUGUGUGCAUUCUUAAUUGUUGCAAGGUUAUCAAUAACCUCUUGACUUCUGUUUCAGCAAAGGAAAACCCUCCAGGAGCAGAUGAUUUUCUUCCAGUUCUCAUAUAUGUCACCAUAAAGGCUAACCCCCCUCAGCUGCACUCAAAUCUAUUGUAUAUACAAAGGUUUAGGCGGCAAACUCGCUUGGUUUCUGAAGCGGCAUACUUCUUCACAAACAUUCUUUCUGCAGAAUCUUUCAUUUUGAAUAUUGAUGCACAAGCUCUCUCUAUGGAUGAGACUGAGUUUGAAACAAAUAUGGAGUCUGCUCGAGCACUGCUUUCUGAUCUUUCAGCCGACAACAAUGUACUUGACCAGAGUGAUCAGAACGCUGGACCUGUUCCCGGUGCAGAUACUUCUGAUUCCAAACUAAGUUUUAGGUCAAAUAGGCCUCCAAGCGCCGCCACACAGCCAAAUUUCUCGGUUGCAUCAACAGAAACAAAACCCAAGAAUGAGGAUCAGUAUGUGAAAAGUCAGUCAACAAUCGAAAAGAUUCCUUCACUCUCGGAUCUAGAAAAUAGAGGGGCUAGUAUGCUCAUGAAGGAGGAUAGCGUCAGCCAAGUGUUUCAAAGUUUCCCCUACCUAUAUUCGCAGGCUGGUGACCUAACUGUGGGUGAUAUCGAAGCACUACUAACCAAUUACAAGCGCCUAGUUAUCAAGUAUGUUUGCCUUGCUAAAGGAUCAGACAUUGACAAUCCAUCUCCACCGUUGCCCAAUUAUCAAGGACAAGUUCAACACCCUGAAUUUGAAUUCAAUACCGAAUCCAAAGCUACCUCAGCAGGAGAGCCAAUCGAUGAGAAGCAGAAAGACGGUCCGGAGGACUCAAGUUCAGUACUUUCACAGUCUCUUGAGUGUGAUGAAUCGAAGUUAAAGGAAAAUGAAGAAGUUUCAAGUAGGGGUGAAGAAGGAAGUUAGGUUUUGCAAAUAGAUUCAGGGGAAAACUUAUGUACAAUCAUGUGAUGUUUUAAGUUGUUUCUGUAUGCUUAACAACAAAAUGAGGAUUCUCUUGAUUCUUUCUGGACAGUAGAAUAACAAGUCAGAAAUCCUACAUCUUACCAGUAGUUUGGUUACUAACCAUGUAGACAAUGAUUACUUGGAAUCUGCUGUUCUCUCUCUGUGUCUUUGUGUGUGUGUGUGAAAGACUUUUCAGAGAGAAUUAUAAACCUUGAGGGGUGAUAUUUUAGUUUGGGUAAA
Lycium ferocissimum is the source of this 1782-nucleotide messenger RNA. RefSeq names its product vacuolar protein sorting-associated protein 9A-like. Lineage: Eukaryota; Viridiplantae; Streptophyta; Magnoliopsida; Solanales; Solanaceae. The transcript has 5 exons. Gene Ontology annotation, cellular component: cytosol; endocytic vesicle. Gene Ontology annotation, molecular function: guanyl-nucleotide exchange factor activity; small GTPase binding. The record is from RefSeq and is a predicted model, not a curated record. Bases 70 to 1503 code for a protein of 477 amino acids. Gene Ontology annotation, biological process: vesicle-mediated transport.